This is a messenger RNA of Closterium sp. Yama58-4, 494 nucleotides long. NCBI's taxonomy places the organism in Eukaryota, Viridiplantae, Streptophyta, Zygnematophyceae, Desmidiales, Closteriaceae. The record is from the annotation of a GenBank genome assembly.
AGGGAGAGGAAGAGGGAGAGGAAGAGGGAGAGGAAGAGGGAGAGGAAGAGGGAGAGGAAGAGGGAGAGGAAGAGGGAGAGGAAGAGGGAGAGGAAGAGGGAGAGGAAGAGGGAGAGGAAGAGGGAUGUGAAGAGGGAGAGGAAGAGGGAGAGGAAGAGGGAUCCCCAUCUGCUUGCCGCUCCGCCAUCUGUUCCCCUCCUGUCUCUGCCUUUGCGUCCCGUCCUACUUGCUCAGCCCCUCUUGUCCCUUGGCCCUUUUUAAACACGGCCGUACCAUGUGUGUCUGUCCCCGCGGCCACCAGGCGAUUCCUACUUCCUGCACUGCCAGGAGCGGGUGCUGCAGGAGGUGGAGCAGCACAUGGAGGACGCGCGGGCGGGAAAGGCCGAGGCACAGCCGGGAGGAGGCGCGGCAGUGGGUGGGCGAGGUGCGGUGGAGGGAGCAGGGGCGGCGAGGGGGGCGGCGUGGAGGGCGUUCUACAUGCCCACCAACUGUGA